AAUGUUCCAAAUCAUAUAAUCAUAUGAACAAUAGGCAAGCCAUCUCUGGUCCAAAAAUCUUGAGAUGUUAAAGCAAAUCAAGAUUCCUAUCCUCCAAGAAAACGAAGAUUUGAAACAGACUCUGGAAACCUUAAAAUAAAAUGAUAUUCAAAAUAGUGUGUAUGGAUAAUUGAAGGAGUACGAUUAAGUCUAAAAGCCAAAGCCUAAGCUCAUUGAUUUAAAACACAUUAACAGAGAUUCAAACUUUUAAGAGGAAUUCUUGUCCAAAGUAAAUGAAUUCAGUCUCUCCUGGCGACAAGAAGUACAAUAGCUUAAAUAAAUAUGA
Molecule: messenger RNA, 325 nt
Organism: Paramecium octaurelia
Lineage: Eukaryota; Ciliophora; Oligohymenophorea; Peniculida; Parameciidae
Source: the annotation of a GenBank genome assembly